AAUCGAGUUUUAAAAAGUCACAAUUCGCAACACCAUGUUUUGACUAAUUUAGUCAAUGCUUGUUCGUUUCCUGCAGUAGUACAACAAAUUUCAUUUUAUGCACGGGUUACAGAAAUUUAGAUAUAUUUAUAAAUAAACAGGGGGCCCCUCUGAGUUAGGGUGUUACAUUCCAUCCCUACCUGGAAUGGAUCCACAGCAACAGUUCUGUCUUAAAUGGAAUAGCUUUGGAAGUAACUUGGUCACAGCUUUUGAUCACUUGUUCAAAUCUGAAAGUCUCACAGAUGUCACAUUAUUCUGUGAAGGAGUUACUUUCAAGGCGCACAAGCUGAUACUGGCGGCAUGCAGCAAACACUUUCAGGAGUUGUUCGAGGCGGCGGCCCCGCACGGUGGGGCGGGUGGCGGGGGCGGGGUGCUGGUUAUUCUGGACGGCACCUCGUCCACCAACAUGUCGGCGCUGCUCGAGUUCAUGUACAAGGGAGAGGUGCACGUGUCACACGACAGUCUAUCCUCCUUCCUGAAGGCGGCCGAGUGCUUGCAGGUGAAAGGUCUAUCGAUAGAGCCCGAGAAACUGGCGGUGGCUCACACUCACGUGACACCGUUGGAGCCAAGUCCACAAGCCACAUCACAGCAGAUGGACUCACCUAGCCACAACAACAAUAACAACAACAACAGCACUCGUGCCAACAACACACUGAGCAACAGCAGUAAAAUGCUCAAGACCACGUGCACCAUGCUACCGCUGAAGGAUGACGAUCGGGGUGGUGGAGAGGGGGGUGGAGGGGGAGAAAUGAGGGAGAGAGAACACCCUCCGUCCUACUCGCCCUACCACAAUAUGCAGCAUCAUCAGUACGUGUAUGAGAGCAGUGCGUCCGCCGCAGCCGCCAGUCAGCAGCCGCAGGCGGAAAAUCGGUACGAGCCGCAUCCGCGCAAGCGGGCCCACCUGCGGUCGUCGCCGGCUGCGGCUGCGGCCGCCGCCGAUUCGGCAGCCAUACGCGCGUCUGUGCUAAGGGAUGGCAGUAAACAACAGGCACAGACGCAGCCGCCAACUAGCACUCCGUCCGACUACAGCUCUCCGCCCCCGGGCGGUGGGGGCGGCGAUUACAACUCGUCGUCGUCGCCCGCUGCAGCCCCGCCCCGCUACAUGGACGGGGGUGGAGGUGGUGGUGGAGGGGAGAGUGCCGCCGCCGCCAUUACUGCUGUUGUGACUUCAGCUGCUAAUGCCGCCUAUGACAGAACUGUUGCUGUGGAUGAACCGCCCGCCAACACUCAGGACCAACAUCACAUGUGGCAGCCUCAGUCUGCUUGUCCUGAAGAUUUACGGAUUAAGAGCGAACCGUCGAGCGAUCGAGAAAGAGACCACGAUAGGGAACGGGAACGUGAGAGGGAACGAGAGAGAGAACGUGAACAGAGACAGCAGAGGAUGAAGAAGUCGUCGUCCGACUGGAUCGGCUACGGCGGAGGAGGAGGAGAGAGAGGAGAUGAAAGAGGAGGAGGAGGCCCCCUACCACAACCCAGUGACAACAACUCAACAUCAUCCACAACAACAACAACAACAACGCCUCCUGACAUUGCAAUGUGGAACUCAGGAACAACAAGUACAAAAAUUGCGCCCACCUUCAAGACGGGCACGACUACCUCAACACCUGAUGGCAAGAAACUGCAAUGCCCGUUCUGCGAGCGACUGUACGGCUACGAGACGAACCUGCGCGCGCACAUCAGGCAACGGCACCAAGGCAUUCGCGUGCCGUGUCCGUUCUGCUCGCGAACGUUCACGCGCAACAACACGGUGCGCCGACACAUCCAGCGCGAACACAAGAACGAGCUGAGUCUGAAGGCGCUUCAGGCGCAACAACAGCAUCCGGGCGCAUUUGUCGCCGCUGCCGCCGCGGGCGCUAGUGCCGCCGCCAUGGACAUUGGCGGCCACAAUCACAGUGGCGGCCAGUAGACACCGCCAGCUCAGCAGCGCCGAGUCCAUCUCUUAGCCUUGUGCAAGUUUUGAUCUAUUUCAUCUUGACUCAGGGAGAUAUUGUUACAAGGUUAAUUGAAGGAUCGAUUCUAUCUGUUAGCCUUGAUUCUAGUACAAGAUUAGUUGGUAGGUGAUCCAUGGAUUGAUUCUAUUCAUCAACCUUUACUCAGGGAGAUUGUAAUACAAGGUUGAUUGAUAGAUGAAUCAUGGAUUUAUUCUCUGUAUUAGCCUUGACUCAGGGAGAUAUUGUUACAAGAGAUGUCACUGACAUAGAUUCUGUUUAUUGGCCUUGUCUCAGGGAGAUUCUUUUUCAAGGUUAAUUGGUAGAUCAAUUAUAUCUAUUAAAUUGGCUCAGGGAGUUAGUAUUACAAGGUUAGUUCAUAGAUGAAUCUAGGAUUGAUUUUAUUUGUCAAUCUUCACUCAGGGAGAUUGUAUUACAAGGUUGAUUGAUAAAUGAAUCCUGGAUUGAUCCUAUCUAUUCAAAUUUACUCAGGGAGAUUCCAUCACAAUUUUAAUAUUCGAAUUUAUCCAACAUCUUUCUAUUAGUUAACUUUGACCUUGGAAUAUUCUAUUAUAAGGUAGAUCGAUUCUAAUUAUUGAGUUUGACUCAGGUACAUUCUAUUACAAGGCUAAUACAUGAAUGAAUCCAAUAUCCUUUCAACUGAUUCACCUUGAUUCUAGUGCAAGGUUGAUAGAUGGACGAACCUGACUCGGAUGGCGGGUGAAGGGGACUGAAGGCUGUCGGAGGGACAGGUAGCGGAUGGAUUAUUGUCGGUUGAGUCCGACUACGACUGCCGUCCGUUGCCGCACGACUGACGUCGUUUGUCGAACGUGACGUGACGUUUGUGUGUCCGGACCCUGACAGGCUAGGAGUGAUGUUACUGUAGACCUGCAGGCUGACAUUACUAAGGAUUAAUGUUACAAUUGUAGAUUGAGAGAUGUUGCAGUGUACCAUGCAAUGCUGUAACUGAUAUUAGAACAAACAGAAAGUGUACUGUAACAUUCCAGUACUUGAAAACUAAGCAAAUAUACUGUAACAAGUAACAUAGUGUGUUUUCAAGGACUGCAGUAAGCGUUAUAAGCUUAAGGUCUGCGUAACACAGGCGAACGUUACGUUACGUCCGCAAACCACACAGACCCCCGACAUCUCCCCUUUACCCCCACUCAACGGCCACAAUUCAAACCAUACAAAAUACCUCAUCAGAUCUUUUUUAUUGUCGCGCUUUACUACUGUAGGUGAAGAAGAUAAAGAAGAAAACUAUAUAUUUAAAGAGUAACUAUUAUUAUUACGAUUAUGUGAAUUUAUUAUUAUUCAGAGCAUAAAAUACGAGAUAAUAUUAUAAUAUACAUACGUUGUUAUCACCUUCGCGCGUGCUAUGAUGGUGACAUAUGUUGAUCGUCUUUUUUGUUUUUGUCUGUUUUAUUUGAUUUUUACAUAUUUUUAACUGUCACUGCUCUCUCUCUCUCUCUCUCUCCCUCUCGCUCUGUCUCUGUUAACCACCCCGUUGCCAUGUUCCGCUGCUUCCCCCCUCACAUCACAUUAGGUAGGAUUUCCUUCCAAUUGGGAGAAAAAACUUCUAAGAUUGUGUGUGGGUUAUCAGGGUAGUAUUGAAGAAAAAUGUCUUGAACACGUAUUGGCACUUGGUCGUUGUUUCUAUUGAACGCGCCCCGUGUUUUUUGUGAAAUUUGUUAGUGAUUUUCUCACAUACUCUCUUUGUAAAACAAUAACUGUAGGUUUUUGUACUCAUAAAAUAGAAUAUGUAAUAUUCUACAUUAGUACAAACUCUACAGUAAGUAUGUCAAGUUGAAGGUACCGUAAUUUGAAUAAUUUACCAAAAUAUUGUGUAUUUUAGUAUACAACAAAAUUUGAUCGAUUGGCCAACUUUACUUGAAUGUAUAAUUCUUUCGCGUAAUUUUUAUGCGAAUUAUGGAUUAAUGUACUCACUCUUUCAUCUUGAGUUGGCAAAAACUGUAAAAAGUAUUAAAUUUCAAAAAUAUUUCUUAUUUUGCUUUGACCUGUGACGGCUUGAUUUUCAUGCUUUUAACCCUAGUCGAUGUCUAUCUAAUAGACUGCUACAUAUUGAAAUAUGUUAUUAUUUUCGCAAUACUUAAUACCUAUUUAUAGUUUUUAAAGCUUUAUUUUCUCCAAUGAAUAAAAACUUGAAUCAGCAUUGUUCAACAAUGCAAACUAGAAUAUCGUUUAUUUAUUACAAUCAUUGACUAAUGUCAAAUUUUGAUGUAUUUUUUGUGAAAUAUCUUGUCAGAGUCCCGUACUACGUUAUUGUAAGCUAACUGUUUAAAUUGUAUGGCAAUUAAACCCAUUUUGUAGUACAGUUAUUCAAUUGUGAAUACAUAAUCUACAAUCCUAUUGAUGAAAAUGUUUUUACAAAAUUCUCAACCUAUGUGACCAUUUAAUGGUAAUGCGGAGUAUAAUUCUUAUUCAUGGGCAAAAGUUUUUCAAUCUCAAAAAUUUCUAACUUUUGUGAGCAUUAUUUGAGGAAACUUUUUACAUUCGAAUAUUACUCUGGUCUACACGCACACAAUCGUUCAUCUUCUCUGUUCUGUCUUUCUCUAAACAUCACAAUGAAAAUACUCAGUGCUCACAUGAAAUGUGAGAGAAUUAAGCAAACUAGUCAAUCGAAGUGCAACCAUCAACCGUUCUAUUCUAGAUUCUCUUCAAUAAUUCUAUUCUUUAUAAAUAUAUUAUAUAUCAAACCCUGUUGUGUAUAAAUAAAAUAGUGAUAGCGUGCGUUUGCGCUAUAGUGUGUAUUAUGAUGAUGAUGUUUUGACAAUGCUACCGCGUUCAAACUCAGGAAGUCACUUUAUGUAAUAUAUAUGUAUAAGCGCGGUGGUUUUUGUUGACACUAAUGUUUCUAAACUUCUAUCUCAUCCAUCUUCCUACCUCCUCCCCACCCCCCUCUCAACCCCCACCAGAUGUUCAAAAUAAUACGAGGUGCUUUCAAAAAGUAUCUACUUCCGUUGAAGAGUCGUCAAUUUUCAAAGUGGAAUUUGGCUCUCAAUUUUUCAUGAAUGAAUAUUUCAUUUAUUCAUCGAAUGUUUAUAGUGGACAACGCUAAACAGCCGCUAGUUGGACUUCUGGGAGGAAGUCUUGUAGUUAAACUAUAUAAUUCUGGCUAUAGUAAUACUUGCGGCUGUUAACACGUUGCUAGUCAGUUGAGUAUUUCUCUAGAUAUAGAUAUAUAGAUCUUGCAAUCUGUCCACUUUCACUCGACAAUAUGGUUUGUUGGAUAGAAUGAAACAGUUUGAGAAUCAAUGUACCAACUAUUACUACAUAGUUUGACGUUGUAAUUAAGAUUUGCCAAUAAUUGAACAUUUUUUGAUUGGAUUCAGAAAGGUUGAGCGGUUCUGGGUUGUUUUAGUUGGUGGGGAAUUGAGAAUUUAUCAUAUUUUCUUUUAAAGAUUUCCAGAUGGUUCAAAAUCUCUGUUGGAGUUGCAAACUAUGAAACUAGAUAUUUUCCGGAACAACCUAUUCAAAAUAUGCCUAGUUGUAAAAAGUUUUUUAUUAUUCCGUUGGUAAUUUGGAAGUCAUCAGACUUGAUUGUAAUUAAAUUGAUUUGAAAGGUAUUUCAACUGUGAUGUUUUCCAAACUAACAGAUCUUUCUACCUUGAAAUAGCAAUACUCAAUUUAUCAAUCGAUUCAAAUAUUAUUUUUUAUCCAUUUGAGACAAAGGUAAGCUAUUCUCAGACAAAGCUUAGUAGUAAAGAAUGGUUGGGAUCUACUUUGGUCAAAGCUGAGCGAAUUUUCAAUAAAUCAAUCCUAUUGCUCUUGAAUAAUGCAAUCUACCAAACAAUGUGCUCUUAUCUUGUCUAUCAAGUUUGCAACUGAAUACUUGAAAACCAAUUAUAAUAUUAAAUUCAAUACUUACAAUCUUGAAAUUAAUAAAAAUCAUAAAUAAACUUUACGGAAUUAGGCUGUGUCAGCCGUAAAUUUGAAAAUGAAUUCUAGAUUUAUGAAAUCAAAAUUCAUAACAUGUUUUUAAAUGUUUUAUUAUUCUAAUUUUUUUUAAUUGUUGAUAUCUUACUACAGUUUUUCUAGCCCCAUCUCCUAACUGCAACUUACAGAACCGCCUCUCAUGGAAAAAACGCAUUUGAACGAUGAUGACAACUCUUUGAAAACCACUUAACUCCCAAUCUACUUUUUGUCUAGGAAAUUCAAAUUUUAUAAAAUAUAUCCUCCGCUAAAAAAUACAUCAAACCUGAUUCUCUUCACUUCAAGUUUCUUACACAAGUCUACUUCUAGACAUCUACUGUCCUGUAUCCGUUCCUUCCUCACCUACCUCCUACUCAAUCUAAACAACCCCCCCCCCCCCCAUCAACCCACACUCUUCAGAGAGCGAGCACCCUAUCCCGCCCUUAAUUUAUAUAAUAAUUAUUAUAACGGAUAUAUGAAUAUAUUACUCUCAGGUAGAUCCGACUGUACAACACUUGUAAUAAUCAAUAGUGAUAGCAUUUUUAUUACUUGAUCAUUUCUGUUGAACCGUGUUAGAUAAUUAUAAUUAAUUAUUACCGCAGCUGCCAGCUUGCCAGCGAAAAACCGCUUAAUUAUUAAUGAACUCAAGUACUGAACUCAAGUCUCUGUGUGUGUAUAUGUAUAUAUAUAUAUGCCGUAUACAAUAGAUUAAUACAUGUAUGAUAUAUUUAUAUAAUGCAAUGAUGUGGAAACAACUACGGUUGAGACAAGACAGCUUUCAACGGUUGAAUAUUGCGAAUUGUUGGUGUGAGUUUUUUGGAAUUCUUGUUGUUCAUUGUAUUGUUCCCAACACGCCGCUCACAGACGGGUAUUUAAAUUAUAUUUAUUAAAAGAGCGACUGUUGGAAACGAUUAUAAACGACAGAAAUUUGAUUUUUUGAUUUACUGUAUGUGUGAGGUGUGUGUGUGUGAAACGUUUGUUAGGAGAGUAAACGGUGUUACUCUUGUAUUACUUGUGUGUGUGUGUGUGUGUGUGUGUGUGUGUUGAUGUAUGCAUGUGUAGUGGUUGAUUCGAAACAUAUAUUUUGUUUUACAGAAAUCCCCUCUUUUAAUCUGCCUUUGAAAUACUUUGUUUUUGUUAUACAUUUUUUAGUUAGUCUUUCUCAGUUUUUUACCGUUAUAUCUUCUCUGUUUCUGUAUAGAUUUCAAGUUAUAGUGUAUUUCUUGCUUUUUAAAUCAUAAUCAAGAUUCCCAACUUUUGAAGAUAAAUCAUGAUAUUUCAUCGAUUUUAGAUGAAUUUACUCAUACAACGUUUUUUAAAACAUCGUCAAUUUUAGAUUCCUGGCGAUUAACUUCAAUACAGAUUAUUUAUGCUGACCUUCAAAUCUAAAGUGCUUUCAAACUUGGCUUCCUAAAUCUAAAUUGUUAUGCAAUCGCCAUUUUUGGCGAUUCCAAUAAAAUCAAUACUCAUAUUUCCUUAGAGUAAUGAAAAUUUUAUUUCUGUCAACAUUUAAUUUUUCAUAAGAACUACAUCUUAAAUAUUACCUAGUUGAUAUUGACUAUUGAUUCAUUAUUUUCUAAAUAACAUAUUUUCUAGAUAGAAAUUAGCAAUUUCCAGCUAUUCGAAAUGUAAGCAACCUAUAUCUAGUAAAACUUUAUGAUAAGAAAAACUAAUUCUGUAAUGAACUAAAUUACUGAAAAAUUGAUAGCUAAACUAACAGUUGAACUAAAAAGCUAUUUCUGAAAAUCUUCUUCAAAUGAAACCACAUGAAGCUCUUCAUCACAAAUAUUAAUUUAUGUUACUUUAAUUCAUCUUGCUGUGACUGUCGCUAGAAAUCGUUCAUAUUUUCAAUUAUUCAACUACUCUUUUGUUUCCGAGUUUCCAGUAAACUGUUCUUUUCUUUGUAAACUCACCCAGCAACUCGCAAUUGGAAACGUGAAUACACGAAUAGUCUCAACGAUCACAAUACAAUAAUUAUUAUAAAUGAAUGAUGAAUAAUGAAUAUUCAUCGAUGAUGAAUAAUGACGUCAACCAACACACCUUGCUUGAUUGCCUUUGAUAUAACUGAUGAUAUUUAGUGCCUCAUUUACAGUAAGUUUGUAUAAUUUUAGAUAACGACGAUAUUAUAGUAUCGCUGGCAAGCUGUCGACUGCAUGUUGACUGUGACUGGAGCGAUUUGCGGCCCAAGCCGAUCGCUAGCUGGGGUCCCUCCCUCCCCCCUUAGCAGAGGGCCCCUUCCCCCGACCCCCCAGACCACCCGUUGUUGGAUAGAGCUCGUCUAGUACAAUUUACCUCACAAAAGUGUCUUUGUUCUGCUGUGGGAUACUUUGCUCUGAGCGUUUGUUGUUCUCUCUGCUUUUUUUGUAAUAAAUAUGCAUUUUAACUAUUAUUACUUUACUACACAACAUAAUAUUGCUCACAUGAUAAUUUUUUAUGCAACAUACCACUACACGAUUAUUUUAGUAGAAUUUUCUAAUAAUAGAUAAUUAUUAGUAUUCGCGAACUCAGGAAUUUUUCGACAAUUUAUUUUUAGCUGUAACUGUACACUCACUAUCAACCAACGAAUAUCCUCAUUGUAAUUUGUUUUGCGUGCAAAAACUUCCCCAAAUACUUCAUCACUACCAUUCUUUAUUUUCUCAUUUUCUCUCGUCUAUCUGUGUGUAUAGUUUUUGAAAAAUCUUCUAUUUUCUCGGCUCUAAAUCGUUGUCGCACGACUGUACGCUGUUUCGUGUACAUCUACCACCUAAACGCGAAUGAUUUUUUUUUCAAAAUGCUCUUGACACGCGUACGCGACACAAUUUUCUUUUAUUUUUCCACCAUUUGCAAUUUAGUCACAAGAAGGAAAAUUGAUGAAAAAAAAUUGGAGGCGUAAAAUGUACUUGUGUGUUGUACACAUAUUUGGAUGUAUUGGAAAAAUAUAUAUUAUAAAUAUAUUGACAAAAUAGUAACAGGUUCGGCACUUGAAAUUGAAACUAUUAUCACUCGUAAUUGAUUGUAGCCUGUUCCAAAUCUAUUUUAAUGUUAAAUUGUAUUAUUCUAUGUGAACUAAAUGUUAUAUGGUAUUGAAAUUUAUGUGUUGGAAGAGGAACUCUGAUGUGUUUUCUGAAUACGAAACAUGUAUUUGAUUUGAUUUCGUUAUUACUGCAGAUAAAAUGUGACAUACGUUAACAUUUUAGAACAAAAUGUAAUUAUACUCAAACUAUGAAGCACAUUAUUGUGUUAUUGAUGCUGGUUAUUGAUAUAACAGCAAAGAUAUCCACUCAGGUCCAUUCAAGUCUCAGGUUAUUCAGGUCCAUUCAGGGCACACUCAGGUAUUUUGUUCUUUCAUAUUUGUAGUGUUAGUGAUUGAAACAAUCAGGGAUUGAAUCAGGUCAAUAAUUAUAAUAAACUUCGCUUAACUAUUAUAUUUGUCACGGGUAAAAUCUGAAAAUUUAUUAAUUUUAUUUCAUAGCAUUUUUAUGAGUAGGUUUAAUUCAUCCCUAGGGCUUACCCGGAAGUUGAUGGAAAUAUUUUGCUCUCUCAUGUGAUUUUUUUCUAUACUUUUCAUAAAUUUUAUUCCUUUUUCUUCAAUUUAUUCGUUGUAUCUACCUCUUGGAUUUUUAAUUAAUUUUUUACCUACUACUCUAUUUUGAAACAGAUAAUUUUUUGUUUUAAUUUCAUUAUUAGCUAAAUAUCAAAUUGUGUAAUAUUUCUUUUUAAAAGUCCUCAAAGUCUCCAAAGUCCAUUCGAAUAAUAAUAAUAAUAAAAAACUUUCAAAAGAUUCUGGUAGAAAGAUUCACAUUUCUCAUAAUUUCUGGGCAAGCCCUUGCAUUCAAAUACGUAUUUUAUAGUACAUUUGAAUUAUUUAGUAUUGUUAUAAUAUUUAGGCUAUUAGUAUUAGUUGUCCCUCAGUUUUUUAGACUUGUAUCUCUAUUUUUCAUUCAAAGAUAGUUUCGUUUUUAUUUUCACUCUACAAUUUCACUAUUAGAGCUUAUGGCUUUGGUUUCCAUGUUAACCACCUCUCAUUUAUUAACAUUGUUAUAUUUUCUACCUUGAUACUCUGCAUAUUAUAACAUAGUACAAAGCUAUCUACCUCACUCUUGAUUGUGUGUUAUCUAUUAUAAACUUUACUGUAAUUUAUAUUCAUAUUCAAUAAACCUUGGUAGAUUAGUUUAAAUAAUCAUGGUCCACUUCAUCAUCUUUUAUAUUAUUACUCUUAUUAAUGUUAUCUUUAGUUACUCCAGAUUCUACUAUUAUAUUAUUGUUGUUAGUGUAUUGAACACAUGUAUUGUUAUCGUAUAUGCACCGGUUUUUUUAUCCUUAUACUCCUUAUUGAGAUGAGGUUUUACAAUAUUUAUACGGAGAAUAUUCAAACAAUUUGAAUUGCAAUAUUACAUCAUAUUAUAUAUAAAUAUAUUUAUAAAAUAUUUACAGGUUGCCCUCAGGUUUAAUUUUAUAAUUUAUUAUUAAAUAGGCCUAAAUAACAUCGUGCAAAUCUAUGUCUAGAUUUUAUUUAUCCACUCAGGUUGAAUAUUUUUCAUAUCUACUAAAGUAUAAAACACAUAAAAAUGAAUAAAUUUAUAUGUAGGCUAACUAUAUUAUACAAAUAGGAUGUAUAUUAUCAUAUAUUAUAGAGUUUAUUAAGGACCUUUGCUACCUCAAUAUAUUCCAUACACCACAGAGAUUAUCACUGAUAUUAAUAUUGUUAUGAAUAGAAAAUUAUUGCUAUUUAUUUUACGGAUUUUUUUAUGAUUUACAGCUUUACUCAGGAAUUGUUUUUGAUAUUACCAAUGUCAGAAAAAUGUUUGGAGUUCCUCUUCCAAAAAAUGUAUUUAGUCUUAAAUAUUUUUACUACAUAUAGCUUCGACUAGGAAUGCAGGUGAUUGAAUUGGUAAUUUGUGUUGUAACUAAUUUUUCGUCGACCUCUACUAAAAUUAUUAACAUUGUUGUCAAAUAAUUCACCAAAAUAGCUAUAUCAUUACGGUUAAUGAGUGAUAUUAAUCAAAGCGUUUGAAUCACUUUAUUACGAAAUUUAAAUUUGAGUAAGAUGUCCGGAAUAUUUGUUCUACAAAUUUGAAUAUUUUUCAAUUGUUAAUUGUAAUUUUUAGCUACGGUCGACCUUUAUGGUAGUUUCACAUAUUUUCUACUAAUGCUACUUAUCUGCAAUAUUUUUAUAAGAACAGUACAAUCAGCUAAAUCAAUGUAUUUGUUUGACAAAAUUAUUGUGAUUUGAAUAUUUUGAAUGCCCAAUGUCUUGUUUGACCAAAAAUUGUGUUCAAAUUGGUACAACUAUUGAAUUAUCACAUUUAAUGAGUUAUUUAACUCGAAAACGCAUAAUAAUGCAGGUUUGAUUAUCAAUUUCACUUAAUGUUAUUCCAAAAAUGUCUUAUAUAGUUACUAUUUUUGCUUGCGACUACCAUGAAUUUCUUAAAUUACAGAAUCAAUAUUUCUAAUAUUCUUCUAUCAGCUUUAAAUUUUUUCAUUGAUUUGAUAUUGAUAUUCAGUAGUUGUACGAUAAAUUAUCAAUUGACGAUGAUAAAGUUGUCAAUCGAUGAUACUCACUAAGCAACAAGUGAACCUUUCAGGGAAAACUCAGGUAUUUUAAACAUGGGUUCAAGUAAGGUGUUUAGGUUAGAAUUUAACCUAUAUCUCUCUCACUUACACAUUAUAUUGUGCACUUGAUAUUAUAUCUUACCUCAUUGUCAUAUAUAUGUACAAAAUCCUAUAACAUUGCUAAGUUAUUGUGGAUGCAUUAGUAAUGGUAAUGAUGUGUUUAUGAUAAAUUAAUGUAAUUAGAUUGAUCUAUUUGCUCACAUCAACUCAGGUAAUAUUGUUUUAGUUUGAAAACGUAGAUCGUGUGUGUAUUAUAGUAAACCUAGGAGACAAAUUUUAGUAAUGUCGAUGUUUUUGGCUAAGUUGAUAAUGAACCAUUCCAAAGUAUCUACCUCAACUGUGGCUCUUUCAAGGUCAAAGGCCAAAGUCCAAGAUCACCUGCAUUCUGGGUCAACGCCUAUUGCUUUAACCCUGGCACUCUCACUUUUCUCCUACUCUUAAGAUUAUAAACGAUGUGUUACAAGUAGGUGUGCAAAAUUGUAGUGUUUUUCUAUUCUAUUCGUAUGAAUCGCUUGAUAUCUGUAACAAUAUUAUUGUUGUUUGUUUACAACAACUCGCUACCUAGAUAAUAUUAUCGAAAGUGGGUAGUUGAUAUCUUCAUCUACAUAAUCUAUAUUUUUGCACUUUCUGUGUAGCAUUAUAAUUAUCAAUGAGAGAUGAAGAUAACGAAUCAUUUCACUUCUUUCGAUUCUCAUUAUCUAGUGGUUGUAGUUGUUUUUGAUUUCAAAUUCAAAAAUUUACAUGAUGUGUAAUUAUAAUUAUUAAUGUCCACAGCAGUGUUAAACGGAGAGUUGUAUAAUGUGUGUGGGAAAAUUUUUCUCUUUUUAUUUCUAUAUAAAUAUAUAUAAUAUUAAGCUGUUGAGCGGAAAAUUUUGUGUGUCUGUAAACAAAAAAGGCAUGAAAAUUUUUCGAUAAGUAGGAAAUUCCAUGUUUUAAAUGUGAAAAACCAGUACAAGAAACUUUGUUGUAUAUUAAUAAUUAAUUAUGUGGUAAAGAUAAAACAUUUAGACGAUAAUUGUGUAUGAUGAGUUGUGUAGACAGAGUCUUAUUGCGUGUGUGUGUGUGAGUGAGUGUGUGUGAAAAAGUAUGCGAGUCUAAUAAAUGAGAGCUAGUUAUUAUAUUAAAUAGGUGAUGAAGAAGUUCCAUUGACACAUCCAAAGCCAUGUUACCCCUCUCUCUGUCUCUCUCUUCCGCCCCCGCUGUUACACCCCCACCCCUCACAGGACUCAAUUAGUGGGCUAUUGGUUGAUAUGUAGUUGGAUUCACGUUGAGCUUUCAGCAUUGAUUAUAUGGGAGACAUUGAUGUUACUCAUGAAAAAAGCUGUCUGUUCAAAGGGAAUCCAACUAAAGAUGUGGUACUGGUAUCUAAUAGAUGUACGGCCAUAAGUAAAGUUGUUACAAAUACAAAUCAGAUCUGUGGCACUUUAUAAUGUAAUUGCAUAUUUUAUGAAAACCAUAUGUAGUAAAGAUCAAUGUCCUUACUUUGUCUAUUCCUUAAUUUCUGUAGUUUUUUUCUAUUGAAUUUCUUAAAAUUUAGUCAGUUCAAUUCUGCUUUCAACAUAAUUUAUGCUUUUAAUAAUUUUCGAAUAAUUCUAACAACUGUCCAACAUUAUUAGCUACUAAUAAUAGAUGUCACAUUAAUUUUUCUUCCCCUCUUGAUGAAUUAGCAAGCCUAGUUCUGAAACUUGUGUAGGUAGGAAAAUUUAAAUAAUCCAGCCUAUUGAUUUUUUUUGUCUAGCUAUUUCCUUUGUACAUUUCCGUUAAUCGUGAGCUACACUUGUUCAAGAAAAUCUUAUAAAUAUAGAAUUGCAAAGAAAAUUAAAAAUAAUACAAAACUUUGAUUCAAUAUUCCGGUACAAUCGAACUUAGAUCUACUUAUACUAAAUUUAAUUAUACUAAUCAUAAAAAUUAUGAUAACAGUAACCAUUAUUCUCUAAUUCAAACAUGAAUUUUAUAUUUCUCACCCAAAAUUUCAAGCUGUUAUCUGAUUUUAAUUCAGUUCAUAAUUAUCACUUUUAUCUUUCUUCUCUUUUAAUGAAGCUCUAUUUAUAAAAUUCAAUAUUCAAUAUGACAUUUCAACAAUAAAUAAAUAAAGAUUUAAUAAAUAAUUCAAUUCAAUAAUUAAAUGAAUUAAAACAAUUGAAUGUUUAAACUGUGCAAAUCAACAGGGCUGGUAAAUCAAAACUUUUUUCCAGUGAUAUUUGAUCUUUAGACCUUGGAUCAAAGGAUCCUUUUAUUGAAAUAGACGAAAAAUACAUGAAUUCAUCUACAGCUUAACUGUAAUAACUAUCACUAAUUUUUCAAUGUAAUAAUAAUUGUACUAUUGGCCACUCUAUCUCUACCGACCACUCCAUGCUAAUAGCCCACCCCGUUUUCUGCCAUUGGUGCUCUGUUAUUUACUAACAGAUCUAGCAAUAGUUCACUGAGACGAUAAUCAAAAUAACACUUGAUAUAACAUUACACAUCACACUGGUUAAUAAUAGUAAUGAUAAUUAUUAUCUCCAAUAGUAUCUAGUUAAACAUUACUUUGUUGAGUUUGACAUUAUUUUUUAAUUUGUAACUGAUGAUUAGUGGUUGUUCUGUUAGUUAGGAUUCUACUCUGUGUGGAUGACGUCUAUAGUGAGAUUCACUUUAAACUGUCAUCAUUGGUUGAAUAAGAAGUUUUAAUGUUAUUUAUAAGAAAUGUUGACAGUAUAAAAAGAAUUUCGCUACAUUCUAGCCGUAAGUUUUUUGAUAAUACUUGUACAUAAAUGCAGAUUAAGUUAUAUCGAUGAGCUCAUUGUAAUCAAUACACAGCUGGCUGAUUGGGUUUUAAGACUUUGGGUUUGUGGUUUAUUGAUUUAUUUUGAUAUUAUAUUUUUGAAUGAAUGAAUGAAUGUAUAUUCAGGUUAACAAAGUACAAAAUAUCAAUAAAAGCAAUACAAUAACUCAGGGUUACAUUUUUGGCUGGAAUAUUUAUAAAACUAGCUUGUAAUAGAUGUAGACAUAUUUUAAAUAUUUAGAUAAUGUUUGCAAUCUUCAUAUCACAAUAAUCAUUAUUGUCAUGGAGCUCAUUUCUUCCAUAACAAAUCAUACAAUUAUCAUAAAUUAUUAUUUUCUUUGAAUUUAAUGUCAUUGUUUUAAAUUAUGUCAACACUCUUCGAUUUUUUUUCAUCUUUUCCCCCACAAUAGUGCGUCUGAAUUCUUGUAAAUUAUAUUUCAACUUUUUGUAACGACCUAUUUUCAUGUUUUUCUCAGAUGUAGAAAAGAUCCAAUCAAGUCUUCGACUUUUUUUUCUCCAUAAAUCGAUUCUUUCAUCAAUUUUGAUUUUACAAAACGCGUUCAAUCGUCCAUAUUUCAUAAAAUUGACUCAUUUUUUGGAAGUGAAAAUCUCUAAACCACAAUCCCUUGUCGUAUCUUGGUGCUGUGUAAUAUUUAGAUACUCACAGUCAGCGCAGCUGUGAUUGGUUCUCAGUUUCCACCAAUUGCUGGUCUUUUAGAGUGGAACAUUCCCCCCGCCCCUCACCCUGCGCGUUGUCCUUACAUGAUAGGAUAUUAUAUCCCAGUUCCACUCAAUUAGUCCAGUCAAUUACACAUGAUAUUAUACACAAUAAAAUAGUCCGUGCCAGUUGAAUAGUCCAUUACAACACUGUACAUACCAUUGGAAUUUUACUAUUUUUAUUUACAGCUUGAUAUAUAUUUUUGUUAUAACCGACAAUAGAGUUUAUUACGUUGAUGUAAAUAUAUAUAGUAAUAGAUAACGACUACGAUGAAGAUGAUUGAUCAAAGGAUUAUAAUACUAUAGAUAAAUGAGAAUAUAUAUUUUUAACAAUGUACAAUAGGCAUAGAUGCAAUUGAUGAUUGAUGUUGAUGAUGAUUAUGGUGUGGUCAUUGGAGCUUCUUCGCACAGCUGGACAUUGUAGAGUCUGCUUUUAGGCACCUUUUAGAUAGUUUAAAUAAUAUUUUAAGGCGUUGAGGUGCCUAAACUGCAGUAUUUGGAUUCGCUCAAAGUCGGUUGAGAAGGCGGCUAGCCUCUUACAGGGUGUCCCGCACCUGGUUGGAGGCUAGCUGCCUUGUGAUUGGUCGGCCGGCCCGUACAGCGACUAGCCUCAAGCACCUGGUUUGAGGCUAGCCCCUUGUGAUUGGUCGCCCCGCCCCCCGGCCCGUCCACUGAAUGUGUUUCUGUUGUUCUACCUCUCUCGCAUACUUUGUUCUAUUAUUAGUUAUUGAUUAAUUUUAAUCAUACAAUAUUAUAAAUAUAUAUAUAUAUAAUUUCUAUUAUAAUCAAUACAAAACAAUCAUUAUUUUUUAUUAAGAUAGUUUCUAUAUAUUGUAAACUCUUUACUUAUAGUUUUUCUGUUUGUUUCAUUAUCAUUUUAAGUGAUAAAAUCAGCACCCGAAAGGGGUUACGCAUCAAAGUGUGGUUGUUUUUAAAAACACAUACUAUUGAUUCGUUGUACGAAAGAUAAUUAUUUUUAUUUUAUAAUUAUAUGUAUUUGUGUUAUUUUACCUUGCGCCAAUCACACUUUAAAUAAAAUAACUGUGUACUUGUGUACAUUGAUGGAAGCCAUUUUCAGGAUGAACGUUAGAAAUAUUGCUUGUGUAGAUUCUAUCAAUGAAUGUGUUGAAGCUGUUUCGCCCGUGCUACAAAGUAGGUUUAAGUAGGCUUUAGAUUACACAUUUGCGAGACAACUUGAACGCAUCUAUAGGAUAGAUCAGUGUUAUCAAAAUUAGUUCAUUUUUGAAAUGGGGUUUUCGGCCAAUUUGAAUUUGCAAACUACCCAGGUUUUGGUUCACGUUUUAUUUUUUUAAGAAAAUGUUCGAAUUUAUCAAUUUCUCAUUAUUAAUCGUUUUUCAUUAAAAAUCUGGUGUGGCGCACUCACACAACUUUCCUUGCCGUUAUGAAAAUUGAUCACCUGACGCUAGUGUUCACGCGCAUCUCAAGUCUACUUUUCCAAGAUCUGAGCCAGCUGGUGACGGGACAAUAAUGCUGGAGACACACGAGGUCUGCUAUCUCUUCAUAGUGAAUGAUAGCAUCAACAGUUUGCAAUUGAAUAAUCACAUUUUCUCAAAUUCCGAGCUUAUUUCAAUUUUAGGUGAAAAUUUUACUGAACAUUAAUUGUAGAGAUUUUCAUGCUCAAUCUUUUCCACUUGAAAUUUUUUGUUUAAAAUGUAUCUGAUGCUUGAUAAUUGGGAAUCUAAAAUCGAACUUUGCAUAGAUGGGGCGGAGCUCCUGAAAUUUUUACAGAUAUGGAACUUGUGGCAAUUGAUAGAGCUUAUCAAUGACUAUAUUAGGUAUAAAUUUGAUCAAAAUCGUUGGAGCCGAUUUUGAGAAAAUCUAAAAAAACUGUUUUUGAUAACAUUUUUGCAAUUUAGCCGCCAUCUUGUAUUGCAUUUGAUCGAAAUUGUUCAUGUCUGAUCCUUAUAGUGUAAGGACCUUAAGCUCCAAAUUUCAAGUUAUUCCGUUAGUUGGGAGAUGAGAUAUCGUGUACACAGACGCACAUACACUCAUACACACACAUAUACAGACCAAUACCCAAAAGCCACUUUUUGGACUCAGGGGACCUUGAAACGUAUAGAAAUUUGGAAAAUGGGGUACCUUAAUUUUUUUCGGAAAGCGAAAUUACUAUGGUAAUAGGGCAAGGAGAGUAAAAAUGGCCUGAGUAGAAUACAACAACUUCAUGAUUACAACAUUUCAAUAAUUAAGUUUCAAAUAAUUUUCAACUGUAUUCCUAAUCAAAGGAUUUCAGUUAAUUAUACGAUACUGUAUUUCAAUACUUCCAGAGUUUUGAUAGAGUAUUUUACUCAAUUACCAAUUUAAUGUUGCAAGCUUUUUGUAAUUCUACCGUGAACGUUAAUUUUUAUUAUUCAAGAUAUUUAAAAAAUCUUAAUGCGUUUUUCUGUGUCAAUUUCACUAAUUGGGUGUAUUUACUUGGAUUAUAAAUUUGCUCAAGUAUUGAAUUUGUUUAGUUGAUGUUUCUCCUGAACUUGGCUUCUCCAGUGUGUUUAAGCGCAAAGUCUUGUACUUAGUUGGAACUCGUAAGUUCGUCAGCAACAUUUGAAAUUGUUUUGUUUUCAUUUUUGAUUAUUUUAUUACAGAUGGGCAUUUUUUCUAUUUGCAAUUAAAUCCUUUACUGGAUAGCAUGACUCAUUUUAUGCCUAUUUCAAGUUGCAGUUGUAAAUAUAUGAUUUUUCUUGAAAUUUUUAUUUUGAUUGAUAUGAUACAAUUAUUAGAUUAUAUUAUGUUAAUGAAUACAAUUAACAUCUAUGUAAAAAUGUGUUCAUAUAAACGUAUUUUUCCCCAAGGCAACAAUUUAUACAUGUUCUUAGGUCUAAGAUUUGGUUAUUUGAGCGAGCAAAGGCUUGGUUAUGAUGUUGAAACAUUGAUAUACUCACAAUUGAAGUUACAUAAAUUUUUGUUUUAAAUUUGGAAAAGAAAUUGGAAAUAGAAUCAAGCAUAAGCUUCAAGCAAUUACAAGCUUCUAUCAUUCUAAAUUCUAGGCUUGUAUCCUGCCAGAAUUAGUGGAUUUUUUGUUGCUGUUAACAUAAAACUGAUUAAUUUUAGUGCAUAAAACAUAAAGUUUUAAAAUAAAUUCUCCCAACUUUUAAAUAUUUUAAUUUUUACAAAAAGAAAUCAUAGCUUUAUCUUCACUUUUUCAACUUUCCCACUCCACUAUUUGUCUGUUUCGAUUUUUUUUAUAGAGAGUUGAGUUUUAACGUCCCAUACAUUAUUAUACACGAAGUUGGUGUCCUGUGUAAAUCAUUAUCAUUUUAUAUCGGCAGCAAACAAAAUAUUCAACUCUUUUAGGUGGCAGUUGUUGAUUCAAGAAACUAUUGAUUAAAAUGGAUUCAAAAGUUCAAAAUUGAAAAAAUGAAAUGUUUGAGAAUCAAGGUUUUUUGCUGCAACCAAGUUUUUGGUCCCAAAUGGUUUGUAAAAAUUUGAACCGAUGGAUGAUGAAUUGAAGGUGUGCUAAUUUUUUAGAAAUUGAGAAAAAAAUUACAAUGUAAUUGAACUUUUGUGAAAAAUGUUUUGAAAAUCGAAAAGGAUUUUUUAAAACUCUUGGUAGAAAUCAAAAUUUGGUAAAUUCGAUACCUAAAAUUGAGAUGAUAAGAGUAAGCUUUAAUUAUUGGAAAAAUAUAGUUGGUAAAAAUGUUAAAUCGAAAAGGAAUGCCACCUUCAAACAGCUUUCCAUUGUGUUAAUGUACGAUGCAACAGUGCAGAAAGCAUGUGAUCUUCAAGUUUUAUUCGGGUCAAAAAUUUUCUUACACUAUCUUUCAGCACUGUUGAUGGUGAUUUUAAUGUGGCAGUGAUUCUAGGUGUUAGUCAUUUUUCUUUGAAAACAAUCGAGAAAUUCUAAUGGAGAAUUACAUUUUUUGCAUGUACCUGUUAAUUUAGUGUGAGUUUUUAAUGUUAGUCUACUUCUAUUCAGAUUCAAUAAUGAAACAGGUUGUCGAAUUUAAAAAAGUAACAUUUUGAAGAAUUGAUAAUAGGUGGAAAAAAAAUUCCUGAUCUGCAAAACAGUUAUAAAUUGUAUAAUGUAAUAUUCGGCUUUCUUACUUUUAAAGUAACAAAUACUGCACAUUUACUUGUUUGGCAAAAUAACUCACUUGUGGUUUUCGGCUGUUUUCUAUUAAUCUUUGACAUGGUUUCAGUAAACUAUGUUUAAAUCUUGUUGAUAAAGUGAUAAAAACUAUUUAUCAAUAUUAUUAUGUAUUUAAUUGUAUUUAAAAAUACUACCCUUUAUUGGUUUUAGUAUUUCAAGUCUGUCACAGACUCUAAAUUUCUUAUUAUUUAUUUAAUGAAAAUUAAGUGAUUUAGUCAUCUUUUCCAACUUAGGAUGUAAGCUUCUAGUUUAGAUUGGGCAAAGUCUAUUCGAAUUGAUACCAUCACUUGUAAUUAAGAACUUUCUGUGAUGAUUACACGAAUUUUAAUUCCCUAAAACCAAAUUCAUAAUUCAGGCUUUUAUCUAUAAUAUUGAUUAUUCUACAAAAUUGCAAUAUUUCAUAGGAAGGAAAAGUCGUGGGAUACAAGGAAGUCCAUGUUCACUGUUCUUGAAGCACGACGCACUAUGUAAUGAAUCUAUAGUGUGUUGGUAACUUUUCCCUGCAUUGCUGGACUUGUAUUUUUAUGGAAGAGGACCCUGAAAGUUUAAUUUUUAACUUCUGAAGAUAAAUACUGUAGUGCUCGCUUUAUUCAGUUUCUUUCCCCAUUCAUUCAGAUUCUUUCCCCAUUGCUAUCUCUAUAAUCUAUAGUGAAACAGAAACCAUUUCAAAUAUUACUGGUUCAAAAUUACUAAUAUUCUAGUAGCAAAUUGAUAUUUGGCUUGUCAAUUUCGAAAAAUUGUAUGUGAUAUUUGUACUCUAAAAGUGAAGUUAAAAAAUGUUUGGCGAGAGUCUUACAACAGACUCGUUUCUGUAAAUUUUUAUUGGUUUAUUUUCAAGAUUUUCAAAAAAUCUUCUAGUAAUCUCUUUUCCGCUUCUAAAGCGUUACGUAUUAGUAAAAAUUGUAAUCGAUGAAGUUGAUUGUUUAGUUUUAAUGAAUUAUUAUUGUACAAAUUUCUAAAUCACCUCGUAAUAGUAGGACUAUUAGAGGUACUGCCACUUGAAUCAGGUGUAGUUUAGGUCGUUGGGCAAAAUUCGCUCUUUAGAAUAAUAAUUGAUUGUUUGUAUCAUCUACUACUUAUUGGUAUUGUUCGACUUUUUGUGUGUUAGUUGGUCGAUAAUAACACAACAUGGAAAGGAAAUGUAUUAUUUUGUAAUUGUUCUAAGUAUAAAAUGAUUGUUUGGUGUUCAAGUAAUAAAUUAAAAAUGUGUGUCGAUUACAAGUCUUGUGGAUGUAAAUUAAUUAAUAAAUUAAUAAUACUAGGCUAAAGGGAAUUUUAAAAGUGUUUUGAUUAUUAUUAUUAGACAUAAGGUGUGCUAAAGCUUGUACUUUGUAAUGUAUAUUGACCCUCCAUGUUGUGUUAUUUCUAUGGUAGAAUUUUGUCUUUUUUCGAAAAAUUUGUAGUUUACACUAGUAUUAUUGGCUGUUGUAGGAAAAUUGAUAUUUUUUCUAGGUGUGUAUAAAUUGUUGCCACGUUUCUCUAAGAAAAUUGUCGUGUAAAACAAAACUUUUGAAAUCAUUGGUUUGUGAUUUUUAGAAAUUCUAAUCGUUUGGUCCAUGUUGAUAUAAAAUUUACUGUUAUUGAGUGUACUCUACUCUAUGUACCACUCUUAUAUUAUUUUCUAAAAGGUCUACUCUUCUACAACCAUCUUGCGCUCUUCUUUCAAAACGGAGAUGGAAUUUGUAACAAAGCCGAGUUUGACGGUUGAAAUAAAUGCCUUACAUUAAUAUUAUUAAUUUUGGUAAAGAUCAUUGAAAUUAAUGACAUUGUCAAUAAGAAUGAUUAUUUGUAUUGAGACGUAGACCACAAUAUUUCAAGAGUAACAAGCGUUAUUAAUAUAAAUUAUUAAAAAGAAAUAAAAAUGUUUGUAAGGUCAUGAUGAAAGUCUUAAUGAAAAAAUUACAGAUACUAAUAAAUGAAAUUUGUUGCUUU
Nilaparvata lugens (brown planthopper) is the source of this 21004-nucleotide messenger RNA. It is a transcript of the gene chinmo, whose product is annotated as zinc finger protein chinmo. The coding region runs from base 185 to 1945 and encodes 586 amino acids. The transcript has 7 exons. Gene Ontology annotation, molecular function: protein binding. Gene Ontology annotation, cellular component: nucleus. The record is from RefSeq and is a predicted model, not a curated record. Lineage: Eukaryota; Metazoa; Arthropoda; Insecta; Hemiptera; Delphacidae. Gene Ontology annotation, biological process: regulation of transcription by RNA polymerase II.